AUGGACGGCCAGCUUCUGCCUGUGCUGCUGCUGUUCCURCUGGGGGCCUCAGGCCUACAGGGACAGGGACAGGGACCUGAGAGACCCUCAGAGGAUCUCCUGGAGGAUACCCCUGGGGAGGAGGUCCCCAAGGAGGAUGGGGUCUUGGUGUUGGACCACCACACCCUGGGCCUGGCCCUGCAGGAGUACCCAGCCCUGCUAGUGGAGUUCUUCGCCCCGUGGUGUGGGCACUGCAAGGCGCUGGCCCCUGAAUACAGCAAGGCGGCUGCCUUGCUAGCAGCUGAGUCGGUCACGGCCACGCUAGCCAAGGUGGAUGGGCCUGCGGAGCAGGAGCUGACGGAGGAGUUUGGUGUGACAGGGUACCCCACGCUCAAGUUCUUCCGUGAUGGGAAUCGGACGCACCCCGAGGAGUACACAGGCCCCCGAGAGGCCAAGGGCAUCGUUGAGUGGCUAAAGCGGCGGGUGGGGUCCAGUGCCACCCGGCUGGAGGAUGAAGAGGGUGCACAGGCACUGAUGGAUGCCGGGGACGUGGUUGUCAUCGGCUUCUUCCAGGACUUGGAGGAUGAGGAUGUGGCCACCUUCCUGGCCCUGGCCCGUGAUGCCCUGGACAUGACGUUUGGCUUCACUGACCAGCCAAAGCUGUUUCAGAAGUUUGGCCUCACCAAGGACACUGUGGUCCUCUUCAAGAAGUUCGAUGAAGGACGGGCUGACUUCCCAGUGGACGAGGAGCUGGGUCUGGACCUGGGGGACCUGUCCCGCUUCCUCAUUACACACAGCAUGCUCCUGGUGACGGAGUACAGCAACCAGACCUCCCGGAGGAUCUUCAGCGCCAGGAUCCUCAACCACCUGCUGCUGUUUGUCAACCAGACGCUGGCUUCACAUAGGGAGCUCCUGGAGGGCUUCCGGGAGGCGGCUCCCCCGCUCAGGGGGCAGGUGCUGUUUGUGGUGGUGGACGUGGAUGCCAGCAAUGACCACGUACUGCAGUACUUUGGUCUCAAGGCUGAGGAGGCCCCCACCCUGCGCUUGGUUAACAUUGAGACCACUAAGAAGUAUGCACCCCCUGGAGGGGGGCCUAUCACCUCAGCCUCCGUGGCAGCCUUCUGCCAGAUGGUCUUCAGUGGGAAACUCAAGCCCUACCUGCUAAGCCAAGAGGUCCCCCCUGACUGGGACCAGCGGCCCGUCAAGACCCUUGUGGGCAAGAAUUUUGAGCAGGUGGCUUUCGACGAAACCAAGAAUGUCUUUGUCAAGUUCUAUGCCCCAUGGUGCAGCCACUGCAAGGAGAUGGCCCCGGCCUGGGAGGCACUAGCUGAGAAGUACAGGGACCACGAAGACAUCAUCAUUGCUGAGCUGGACGCUACGGCUAAUGAGCUGGAGGCCUUCACUGUGUCUGGCUUCCCCAGGCUCCUGUACUUCCCCGCAGGGCGGGAUCGGAAGAUGAUGGAAUACAAGGGCAACAGGGACCUGGAGAGCUUUUCCAAGUUCCUGGACAGUGGGGGUGAGCUGCCAGCAGAGGCACCCACAGCCCCCUUCCAGGAGCCACUAGCCAAUUCCAGUGUGGGGCCCCGGGAGGAGCUGUAG
Molecule: messenger RNA, 1578 nt
Organism: Urocitellus parryii (Arctic ground squirrel)
Lineage: Eukaryota; Metazoa; Chordata; Mammalia; Rodentia; Sciuridae
Gene: Pdia2
Product: protein disulfide isomerase family A member 2
Biological process (GO): protein folding; response to endoplasmic reticulum stress
Cellular component (GO): endoplasmic reticulum
Molecular function (GO): protein disulfide isomerase activity
Source: RefSeq, a predicted model, not a curated record